CUAAUUUUGACACUUUGACAUUAGAAAAUUUGCGGGUCGCCAUAUCGGAAAAAUUUACUUAUUCUUGAUGCAUAGUAUUUUGCUGGAAAUUUUUUGCUGUUUGCUUCAUAAAUAGUGUAGAAGUUUGCCCAGAAAGGUGAACAAUUUAGGGAAAAUGAAGAAAAUCACGGAACAAAAACUGCAGGCAUUCACCGUCGGAACGAUGGGAAAGCGACAACUAAGCAGGAAGGAAUUGGAGGAGCAGAAAAAACGGGAGGACGAAGCGGCAGCCGCACACGCGUUCAAAGAGUUUGUUGAGACAUUUCAAGAAGCUCCCUCCAAGAUUUCCAAAGUAUGGGUGAAAGCUGGAACGUACGAUGCUGGCUCUAGAAAGGAAGAUGUUCGCGAUAAAGGUAAACUGUAUAAGCCAGCAUCGAAGUUGGACAUCGAGCAGGAACGCGCAAAUGAGUAUGUCAAAAUGUUGGCUAAUGAAAGCAAGAAGGAUCAAUUGCUGGCAAAGAAGAAAUCUCAGGAGAAGAAAAAAAGCAAUCUUGAACUGUUCAAAGAGGAACUACGGCAGAUUCAGGAGGAACGUGAGGAGCGACACAAGUACAAACAUAUGGCUAAAACCAUGCUGACGACCACGCUGGAUCAAGAGCCUGUCUAUAACGAAAAGGAGUCCGGCUCAUUUGACAAUGGCGAUCCGAACACGACCAAUCUGUAUUUAGGGAAUCUAAAUCCGAAGAUUUCUGAACAGGCGCUAAUGGAACUGUUCGGUAAGUACGGUCCAUUGGCAAGUAUCAAGAUUAUGUGGCCCCGAUCUGAGGAGGAGAGAGCUCGAGGUCGGAACUGUGGUUUUGUUGCUUACAUGAGCCGUCGUGAUGCCGAACGAGCAUUGCGUGCUUUGAACGGCAAAGAUGUGAUGAAUUAUGAGAUGAAACUUGGUUGGGGAAAAUCGGUUCCCAUCAUGACACAUCCCAUUUACAUUCCACCAAAAUUGGUAACCUAUACCUUGCCUCCUCCACCGUCGGGACUUCCUUUCAACGCUCAGCCACAUCCAUCCGAUUUGGACAACAUUCCGAAGAUGACCUCAAAGAUGUACAUGAGUGAUCCGGAGUGUAAGGAGCAGAUGGACAACGUGUUGUAUAAAUCGAUCGUAAAAGUUGUGAUUCCUCCUGAGCGUCCCAUGCUGAUGUUGAUCCAUCGUAUGGUGGAGUUUGUCAUCCGGGAGGGACCCAUGUUCGAGGCUUUGAUCAUGACACGCGAAAUGGACAAUGCGAUGUACAAAUUCCUAUUCGAGAAUGAGAGUCCGGCCCACAUCUACUAUCGCUGGAAAUUGUUCUCACUGCUUCAAGGGGACACUGCGGCUGAAUGGCGCACGAAAGAAUUUCGGAUGUUCAAAGGGGGUUCGAUUUGGAAACCACCUCCAAUCAAUUUCUAUACUCAAGGCAUGCCGGAUGAGCUACUGGUUGAUGAAGAGGGAAUCGAUGGAAAUAAGGGAAAUCUUUCCGUAGCUCAACGAGAUCGCUUAGAAGAUCUGAUACGCCACCUGACACCAGAGCGACAGAAGAUUGCCGAUGCAAUGAUUUUCUGUAUUGAGCAUGCAGACGCAGCGGAGGAAAUUUGCGAAUGCAUCGCCGAAUCAUUGGCCAGCACCGAAACACUGGUAAAGAAGAAGGUUGCCCGCAUUUAUUUGAUAUCGGAUAUUUUGCACAACUGUAGCGUGAAAGUACAGAACGCGAGCUUCUUCAGAAAAGCCUUGGAGAAAAACCUGAUGGAUAUUUUUAAAAAUCUCAACAGCUAUCACAUGCAGCUGGAAAGCCGCUUGAAGGCGGAGGGGUUUAAAACUCGGGUGAUGAAUGUCUUCAAAGCAUGGGAAGAAUGGGCCGUUUAUCCGAGAGAUUUUCUUACAAAGCUGCAGCAUACGUUUCUGGGAAUUCAAAUAGUAAGGAUGCAGCUAAGUUAUGGUAACAAAGUUGUUCGGGCUCAUUAUUUUUAUUCACAGGUUGAAAAGAAAGAGGAAGAAGAACCUGAGGAUGAAAAUGAAGACGAAGACCUCGAUGGCAUUCCACUGGACGGAGCCGCAUUGCUGAAAAGUGCCAUGCUGAAAGGAAUGACAGAUACGGAUACUAGAACACCAGUGCUAAAGCAUGAUAUUUACAGCGAUGAAGAUGACAUCGAUGGGAUGCCUUUGGACGAAGAUAUAGACGGUGUUCCUCUAGAACCUGGCACACUGGUAGCUGAUUUUGAUGGAGAAAACGGUAAAGCAAAGUCCGGCGGUUCGUUUAUUCCAUCUAAGUGGGAAACGGUGGACGCAUCGCAAAUUGAAGCGCAAGCAAUUACGACUAGCAAGUGGGAAACACUAGAACCAGUGGCCCCGGAGCCGCCCUCUAUUUCUAUGCGAGAUGGCUCCGAUGAUGAACAAGGAAACAGUAAGAACGAUCAAGAUGAGGCUCGUCGGUUGCGUCUACGUGAGAUUGAGGUCAAAAUCGUUCAGUACCAGGAUGAGUUUGAAUCAGGGGCACGGCAGGUGCGUGUAGGAUGGACACUAGCCGAAGAAAUCGCCCACUAUAGACGAAAGUUGAUUAAGAAAACAGAGAAAGAACUUCGCCAACAGCAAUACCAACUUCAGCAGCAACAGCAACAGCUUCUACAGCCAGAAUCGCAGGAAGACACGGACGACGAUACAGACGACUACGAAGAUCGAAGUUCGUACUCUAAAAAAGCAUCUAAACGUAGUCCGAGCCUCGAGCUAUCACGCAAACGCAAAAAGAGUCGGCGAUCACCUUCGUCUGAUUAUGCACGGGAAGCCACCUCGAAAUCUUCGCAACGAUCCCGUUCGCCGCUAUAUGCUAUCAGCAGUAGUCGUAGCAAACGUGAAUCCAUAUCUCCGUCUCGCACCGGUAAAACGUCUCGACAUCGGGCAUCACGUAGCGCUUCCCGAUCUCCCACUAGACGACAUCACGCUGAGCGUUCCCUAUCGCCUGCCACCCGUAGCAAAUAUGAUCUGCUGGAAUCGCCUGCUCGCGUUGCGAGUUCCAGCGCUGCCAAGUACGAUAAAUACGAAAGUACGGGCUCAAAGUAUGACAAGUACGAAUCAUCCAAGUAUGACUCGCGGCUCUAUGAAGAAAGAUCCAGUAGCAAGUACGACAAAUACGAGAAAUACGAUAGCUCCAGUAAGCAUGACCGGGAAAGAGAGCGCGAAAGAGAUAGAGAAAAGGAGCGUGAUCGUGAAUUACGAGACAGAGAACGAGAACGUUUGUAUGUUGGAAGCGGAAGCAGCAGUAGCAAGUACGAGGUCGUUAGUUCAAAAUACGACGAUGCGGAAAGCAGAAGAUAUCGGUCUCCUUCACCGACAAGAUCGAGCAGGGAAGCGUAUCGUUACGCCACCAGUUCGCGGUCGGAAAAGCAUAAGAAGCACAAAUAUUAAUCGUAGUUUUAACUUGGUGAAAGAGUAAGUACUUCGAACUUUCAAAAACAAACAUCUUCUAGAGAUUAGUUGCUUGACUUGAAGGUCCCGAUCGUUGAACAUCAUUCAUCGAUGUUAUAGCAUGGGAUUUGUACAAUCGCAGAGAAGAUUGUUAGAAUGGAUGCAUUUUAAAUUUGACCUCUGCAAACAGAUUACGAUGAUACAUAUAAAUCCCUGUGCAUGCUAAUGUUACUUGGGUAACAUUGCCGAAACCAAUAAAGCAUAAGUUUGUAGCUGA
This is a messenger RNA of Wyeomyia smithii (pitcher-plant mosquito), 3686 nucleotides long. Its product is annotated as U2 snRNP-associated SURP motif-containing protein. The coding region runs from base 155 to 3409 and encodes 1084 amino acids. The record is from RefSeq and is a predicted model, not a curated record. Gene Ontology annotation, cellular component: nucleus. Gene Ontology annotation, biological process: RNA processing. Gene Ontology annotation, molecular function: RNA binding. Lineage: Eukaryota; Metazoa; Arthropoda; Insecta; Diptera; Culicidae. The transcript is spliced from 10 exons.